AUGGUUCUUACACGAGCAUCCCAAGUGUGUGGCCAGGCGAACUGUGACUGGGGGAAGUAUGGUGAAAACUGCGACAAAGCUUGUCCUGAACACUGUAUUUUCAACAAAGAUAGAAACCUCCAGCACUGUCACAAGAUCACUGGGAAGUGUUCCGAGGGCUGCAUGCAUGGUUGGCACGGCAACCAGUGCGAUCAUCCUUGUAGCAGACACUGCCUGAACAGCAUCUGCAACCAACAGAAUGGUCUCUGUGCCUUUGGCUGUGAUGGAAGCUACACGGGAGAUUUCUGUAACAUGACUAAAAGCGCAAACGAAGACAGAGAAAUAGUACCAACUUUGACGAAUGCUGACAUCAAACUGAGUGAUGAUGGCAACACCAGUCUCAUUCAUUUGACAUGUCAGCCAGAUGAUACGUCAAUUUUAGAGAAUCUACUUUCACAGUUUGACAUCAACAGACCAGGUCGACGCGGCUGGACACCGGCGAUGAAGGCAGCUGUGAAUGGAAGAAAGGGGAAAUCUGGUCAGACUCCUUUAAUGAGGGCAGUCUGUGGCGGCCACAUUGCUGUCUACAAAUACCUGGUGUCAAGUAGUGCUGACCGCACGCUAGUGGACAGAGCCGGACACACUCUUCUACAUCUUGCCACUCGCCAUGGGCAGCUUGCUGUGUUGAAACACAUAAUUCAUGGCUUUGAUGUCAACACCCAGGACAAUAAGGGCUUGACACCUGCCAUGACGGCAGUACUGCAUGGAAAAGCUGCAGUAUUCAAAUACCUGAAAGAUAAAGGUACAGAUGUGUCUAUAGUUGACAACACAGGAGACUAUGCCCUCGCUCUCGCUCUUAAACUUAGGAGCAGACAAAUCAUAACACAACUAGCCAGAAAACAUGGACGGUAUAACUGGACACCGGUGAUGAUGGCGGCUGUGUGUGGACAUGAGGAUGUCUUCAAGCUACUGGUGGAUGACAAGGCAGAUCUCUCUCAGGUCUCAGCCACAGGAGAGGACAUCCUGACUCUAGCUAGCCGGGCGAAGAAUACAGCAAUUAUCACAUACUAG
Messenger RNA from Haliotis rubra (blacklip abalone), 1050 nucleotides. Its product is annotated as death-associated protein kinase 1-like. Gene Ontology annotation, molecular function: protein binding. The record is from RefSeq and is a predicted model, not a curated record. The transcript has 6 exons. Lineage: Eukaryota; Metazoa; Mollusca; Gastropoda; Lepetellida; Haliotidae. The coding region runs from base 1 to 1050 and encodes 349 amino acids.